Molecule: messenger RNA, 2093 nt
Organism: Dendrobium catenatum
Lineage: Eukaryota; Viridiplantae; Streptophyta; Magnoliopsida; Asparagales; Orchidaceae
Product: 2-oxoglutarate and iron-dependent oxygenase JMJD4-like
Exons: 8
Coding region: 11-1435 (474 amino acids)
Biological process (GO): positive regulation of translational termination; protein hydroxylation; negative regulation of gene expression
Cellular component (GO): nucleus; cytoplasm
Molecular function (GO): histone H4R3 demethylase activity; sequence-specific DNA binding
Source: RefSeq, a predicted model, not a curated record
AUGCAGUAUCAUGUUGCAUAUUGAAGACACGAUUUCAGCGAUGGAGAUUGGAGCGAAGGUGGAAAGAGUGGACGGGCGGAAGCUUAGUUACAAGGAUUUCGUUGAUCGAUAUCUGAAGAAUAAUCUCCCCGUGGUGCUUACGGACCUUAUGGAUGGAUGGCAGGCCUGCACUGAUUGGGUCACUGCCGAUGGCCGACCUAAUAUCCGCUUCUUCGCUGACCAUUUCGGCAAAUCCAUGGUUCAGGUUGCAGAUUGCUGUAAAAGAGUUUUCACAGAUCAGAAAAGGGUUGAGAUGUCUGUCUCUGAGUACACCGACUAUUGGCUCAGUAUUUCUUCUACCAAGUGUAAUAAAGUUGCAAACAGCAAUGAUGGCACUGAAUCUUUGUUGUACCUGAAGGACUGGCAUUUUGUCAAAGAGUAUCCUGAUUAUAUCGCCUACACGACUCCAUCUUUUUUUGUUGAUGAUUGGCUCAAUCUUUACCUUGAUAGUCACCGCUUGCAUCGUGAUUCAGACAUUACUCAGGAUAAAAAUGAAACAAAUUGUGCUGAUUACCGCUUUGUUUACAUAGGAGUUAAAGGUACUUGGACCCCACUUCAUGCUGAUGUUUUCAGGUCGUAUAGCUGGUCUGCUAAUGUAUGUGGGAAAAAACUGUGGCUUUUGUUACCACCUUCACAGUGUCACCUUAUCUUUGAUAGGUACGAAAAAAGUUCAGUCUAUGAUGUUUAUGCUGAUAUCUCUGAAAAGAAGUUUCCUGGCUUUAAAAAGGCUGUUUGGUGGGAAUGCACUCAAGAACACAAUGAGAUUAUCUUUGUUCCAAGUGGAUGGUACCAUCAGGUCCAUAAUUUGGUGAGAACUACAACCUUGCUUAAACAUAAUUACUGUGAAAUUUCUCUCUGCAAGUUGCCUUUUCCCACCUUCGAAAGCAUCUGUCAGAGAAAUCUUGCUGCCAACACAGGCAUGAAUUUCUAUGAUUUUUUUGUCUUCAUCUCACGGUUUGCCUUGGCCAAUCUUGUAUUACUUAGAGAUCUUAAAAAUGAGGAAGGGGUUGUUUCUCAUUUAAGAUCUACAGCUUAUAAUGCUUUAAACAAUAUAAGAGCCAUACAUUUAGUCGCCUCAAGCAUGGGUUCUGUUGAAGCUUUUGCUGAAGAGAACUUAAAUAGCUGUUCAGAAGAAAACCGCAUUGCCUAUUCUGAAGUAAAGAGAAUUAUGGAGGAUCUAGAUUUUCAUGACCUAUGUGCUACUUUGAGAGUAACCCUUAGAGCUGUGUGUGAGGGCCUUCAUGAUUACAAUGUGGAGAUCAGACCUGAAAAAAUAGAUCUUGCUAUCAGUUCAGACUUCAAAAUUGGCAAUCCUUUAGAAUUGGUUAAAUUGAUUGAAAAUGCCUUCCCAGAUCAGUUCAAUAUUUUGAAUGCUUGCAACAUUGGUUUCUCAUAGAAAAUGUGUGACAGCAAAUCUCAGGUUAUGAUGCAACCCUGUUUUGAGGUAUAGCUUGCUAAAAGGUGUGGGAUUGAUAAAAAAAUGAAGGUUUGAUCAUUAUGAGGAAAAGCUGAAUAAGGGUUGAUUCAGCUUUCCAUGUUUGCAUCAUCGGUUUAUUAUAUCUAGCUUUGCUUUGUGUUAUAUGGAAAUUGCCUGUUUCACAUUCAGCUUCCUAUGGAAGCAACUGUAGAUUUGUCGGGAGUUUCAGAUGGAUUCUUUCAACCUAUCUAAAUUUGUUCAUGUUGGAAAUCAUUUUUCAAUUUGAAAAUGGGAUCUGAUUGAAGAGUUUACGUUAAUUACUCGUCCAUUGGACUUAUUUGAUGUUCCUAAUGAUGAUUUUUCAUUGCUUCGAAAAGAAAGUGCUUCAGUCCUGCAGAGGGAUGAUUAAUAUAAUUACUGGAUGGUUUCUGGAAAUUUAUGUCUACUGAUUAAGGUAAAGCAUUCUGGUAAAUGGUCUUUAUUUGAAAAAUAUAAAAGAAACUUUGUUAAUUAAUUUUCUUGUUGAUGGUUGACAAGGCAUUUUAUUCAUUCAAAUGUAUUGCAAGAUAUUGGGAAUUGUUUUCUUUAACAGCAGCAUAGGUUUCUUAUUGUUUUCUAAUGAGCAUUAGUUUCUUUA